Molecule: messenger RNA, 3699 nt
Organism: Bufo gargarizans (Asiatic toad)
Lineage: Eukaryota; Metazoa; Chordata; Amphibia; Anura; Bufonidae
Gene: SPRYD7
Product: SPRY domain containing 7
Exons: 5
Coding region: 47-634 (195 amino acids)
Molecular function (GO): protein binding
Source: RefSeq, a predicted model, not a curated record
UAUCUCCUGGCCGGCAGUUCGCUGGCUGCUCUCCUCUGUGCUCGUUAUGUCGUUUCUGUGCUGCUGCUUCAGGUGCUGCGGGGAUGGCGGCUCUGGACACAUUCCGCUGAAGGAGAUGCCGGCCGUACAGCUGGAUACUCAGCACAUGGGAACCGAUGUAGUAAUUGUUAAGAAUGGCAGAAGAAUCUGUGGCAGCGGGGCAUGUCUCGCUAACGCGCCGCUCCACCAGAACAAGAGCUACUUUGAAUUUAAAGUGCAAUCUACAGGUGUGUGGGGCAUUGGAGUCGCAACUCAAAAAGCAAAUUUAAAUCAGAUCCCAUUAGGUCGAGAUUUGCACAGCCUGGUGAUAAGAAAUGAUGGAGCCAUUUAUUACAACAAUGAGGAGAAGAACAGGCUGCCAGCAAAUGGCCUUCCACAAGAGGGCGACGUAGUGGGGAUCACGUACGAUCACGUAGAAUUAAAUGUUUACUUGAAUGGAAAGAAUAUGCAUUGUCCUGCAUCUGGUAUCAGAGGGACCGUCUAUCCUGUUGUGUAUGUGGAUGACAGUGCGAUCCUGGACUGUCAGUUCAGCGAGUUCUACCACACCCCUCCUCCUGGCUUUGAGAAGAUCUUAUUUGAGCAGCAAAUUUUCUAAGGACUGAACCCCUACAGCUUCUCCAAAGCUUUUGUCUCCUGUUCAAAGCUGCACGACGCAUACAGAAAAUGUGCUUUGUAUUUAUAUCACUUGGUGCAGACCUUUUUGGUUUGUGUGUGUGUAAGUAUUCUCUGACGUCUCAUCCACCUUCAAGGACCACGGCCUGAAAAUCCCGACCUGAUAUUUUUGUGAUGUAUAAAGAGGUUUGUCACUGUAAAUAUAAUCUGUCUGCCAGUAACUUUAGUGAAUCUCUCUCCACUGGUUCAGUAUUCAGUAAGAUCACUUCUGCCACAUCCACGUUGUCCGAUACCAGUGCGGUUCUCAGAAUGGUCGCGCAGGUUUAUUUCACCGUGGCAGAUUUAACUGGAGAAAAUGUGGCUGACUUUGCUGCUUCUCUUUUGGUCCCAGAGUGCCUUAUGACUUUGUGCUCUGACUCUCAGCACGAAGUGUCUGACCCAGCUUUGUGUCAUUCAUAUUACACGGGAAUUGCUCAGAUGUAUUUCGCGCACAGUUGGCCAGUUAGUGAUUUGUCUGCCAUGUUCCGCUCUGAUCUUCUUACCACAUGAGGCACACUGGGAUUCAUGCGACUCAGAUUUUAUUUCUACUGGUUUAUUUUGAUGGUAACACUAAUGCAAGCCUGCGUUCCUGUAACACUAACAGAGAGAUGACUUGGAUGGCGUAUUGUGAUGAAUGGUUAAAGGGGCUGUCCGACCCCAAGCUAAAAUGAAUUAGAGAGGUUGUUCACCUGCAGAGACCUUUCAGGCAGACCCCCCCCCCCCCCCCCCAACCUUCUACGCAGCUCCUUCACUCCCCCAUCUCCAGUCUCCGUGUCAACAUCUGGUUUCACAUGCCUUCACGUGACUGUCUGCAAUGGGGACUUGUCCCCCUGCAUCAUGUCACUGGGACACGUGACUCCAUGGGGGACAUCUCGCAACUGCAGCCAGUCAUUAGCUGCAGCAGCCACACAACCCUGUGAAACUGGAUGUUGACACAGGGAGAGUGGUGACAGGGGAGUAAAGCAACUGGAACCCAGGAGCAGGGAUGUAUGCUUCCCUCUGCAGGUCCAGCCACGGUAGGGGGGAUGGUCUGUCUGAAAGGCCCCCAGGGGUUUGAGUGUAUUUAACAUUUAAAAAAAACGGCUACUGACCAAUUCACAGGUGCUCUGUUCCACCCAUCCCUGCUGCUUCUGGACCCGCGGACAGGACAUCAAAAGUGUGACAUCCUGUCGGCCAUCACAUGCAUUACUGCCGCCAUUCUCUGACCUCAGUGGUGACAAGUUCCCAAGCGGCACAUGACCGCUGAGGCCAGUGAACGGCUGCAGCAGUGCACGUGAAGGCGGAAAGGAUAUCUUGGUUGUGGUCCACAGAGGACAGGAAGCAGGGGGAACAGACUAGUUCAUUUUAGCUUAGGGAUCGGCCAGUGGUGAAUGUUCGUGCAAUAUAGUGUUGUGCUCCUGUGAGUUCUGACCGCAGGAGCUAUAACACAUGGUGAUAUGCCCAGAAUACAUUUAUAGAUAAGCAAUGAGUACAUCAGAAAGUGUUCUUAAAUUCAAUAACAAAGGUUAAAUUGGCCAGCAUAUGUAUAGUGCCUGCGUUAAUAUAUUAUACUGCAUUAACCUGCAGAACAUAAUGCAAUUCCUAUAUGGUUCAACUUAUUUAAACAUGCAUCUACAGCAGGGGUGCACAACCUGCCGCCUGGGGCCACAUGUGGCCCUCAAUACCAUUCGGUGCGGCCCCCCAACCACCUGGUAACAGACAUGUAUGCUGCUCACAUUUAUCUUUCAUGUGUUCUCCCAUUAGAUGGGAGUCCUGGAAGUGUAACUAGACAUUUAUGCUAUAUACUGUAUGUUCAAUAUGUCAUAAAUAUAGUAUUUCAGUUGGUAAUACCCCUUUAAGUUUUAUUUUCAGCCCUCUGAAUUGGUUCAGGCUGACAAUGUGGCCCCCAUCCAAAAAAAAGUUGUGCACCCCUGGUCUACAGAGUUUUCCGGAGGCUGAUGAUGUUUUUGUCUUGCUAAAUCCAAGCGUCCACAAUAUACAAAGUCAGCAGCGGACAGAGGCUGCCAGCCCCCGAUCUACCAGACAUAUUGCCUGCAGAGACUGCCGUACAGGUUCUGUUCACACAGCUAUGCAGUUUCCCUGAGGCUUAAAGAGGAUGUACAACUUUACAAAGUUUUUUAUUUUAUUUUUUAAAUACCCCCUACCCCACCCUGCAAGAUUUUUGUGGGAAGCUUAUUUACCUGCUCCUCAAUGCUCUGUUCUGGCUCUAUGGAUCCACUGAUGCCUUCACUGCACUUUGGUCAUAGAUGGGGACAUGUGCACUGAGGAAACCAAGUACUGGCUGCAGCAGUGAUGUGCCACUUGGGGGCACAUAUAACUGGUGAGGCCUCUUAUUGGCUGCAGCACCGCACGUGUCCCUGUCCAUGCCAGUAGUUUACAUGUGGGGAUAAAAGCCUAGUGAAGACAGCGGUAGACCAACAAAGCAGGUAAGUAUGUUUCCCUUGACAAGUCCCGCUGGGCGGGAGGGGGUAUUUAAAAAAUAAAUAAAAAUAUAUAUAUAUAAUUAUAUUUCCUUUAACACAGGAAACAAAUCGCACAAAUCCCUGGAGAAUAACUGGAAAAAGUUUAUUGGAGAUACAUUUAAUCUUAUUCUAUAAGUAGGACCAGAAGAAACAUUUUACCCAUAUUUGUAGCUACACAGAUGAUGUGCACAUCCCUUAUAAUGUACUCUAUUACAUUUUUGUGUGUGUAAACUUUAUCGUAGGGUUGUGGUUACUUUGUUCACCCCAGAUAGUGGAUGCUGUGCAAAGGUGCCCUGAGGGGUACAUACAUAAAAACUGGUGAAAAGUAAACACCUUGCUUAAAACAACCGAUCAGAUUACAGCUCUCGUUUUUUCAGAUAUACAUAAGGCACCCGCACCACUUUUACUUUGCACGGGUUUUGAUUAGGGGAGAUUAAUGUUUUCAUAAGGAUUAGGGAUGAGCGAACUUCAUAGUUUGAAGUUUGUGUUUUGGUAUAUUCUGAAUUGCAUUAUGGAUUCCGUUACCACGGACCAUGACGCAAUUCCA